GAAGCCGAGAAGCCGGAGCUGGGAGGCGCGAGUCCAGGAGGAGAGGGGAGGUUGGGGCGCCUUUUCCUCGGCGGAGGGGCGUCAGCGGGAGCCCCGCGCUGAGAGGGCGAGGGAGCAGAAAGCCCGGAGGAGCCGCUCUGCCUUUGACAAGUGAGGGAAGACAAUGAAGUACUAGAGAUGCUUCCCUUUGUGUUCGCCAUCCUGGGCUCAGCAGAGGCUACCUGCAGGACCGCCGCCUGCAACAACACCACCAAGGAUUACUGCUACAGCGCCCGCAUCCGCAGCACUGUGCUGCAGGGCUUGCCCUUCGGAGGGGUGCCCACCGUCCUUGCCCUUGAUUUUAUGUGCUUUCUUGCACUGCUGUUUGUUUUUUCCAUUUUACGUAAAGUGGCCUGGGAUUAUGGGCGUCUGGCACUGGUGACUGAUGCUGACAGGCAAAGGCGCUGGCAGCAGGAGCAUGAGGAACGGGAAUAUGUGGCGUCCGCCUUGCAUUCUGACAGCCAUGACCGCUAUGAGCGCCUCACUUCCGUCUCCAGCUCUGUGGACUUUGACCAAAGAGACAAUGGCUUCUGCUCCUGGCUGACGGCAAUCUUCAGGAUAAAGGAUGAUGAGAUCCGGGAGAAGUGUGGGGCCGACGCAGUCCAUUACCUCUCCUUCCAGCGGCACAUCAUUGGUCUGCUGGUGGCUGUGGGCGUCCUCUCUGUGGGCAUCGUUCUGCCAGUGAACUUCUCAGGGGACCUGCUAGAGAACAACCCCUACAGCUUUGGGAGAACAACUAUUGCUAACUUGAAAUCUGGGAAUAACCUGUUAUGGCUGCACACGUCCUUUGCCUUCCUGUACCUGUUGCUGACUGUGUACAGCAUGCGCCGGCACACCUCCAAGAUGCGCUACAAGGAGGAUGAUUUGGUGAAGCGAACUCUCUUCAUUAACGGAAUCUCAAAGUAUGCCGAACCUGAAAAGAUCAGAAAGCAUUUUGAGGAAGCCUACGCCAGCUGCACGGUACUGGAGGCACGUCCCUGCUAUGAUGUGGCCCGGCUGAUGUUUCUUGAUGCAGAGAGGAAAAAAGCAGAGCGUGGAAAGAUCUACUUCACCAACUUGCAGUCCAAGGAGAACACGCCCUCCAUGAUCAAUCCCAAGCCCUGUGGCCAUCUCUGCUGUUGUGCCAUCAAAGGCUGUGAAGAGGUGGAAGCCAUGGAGUAUUACACCAAACUGGAGGAGAAGCUGAAGGAGGACUACAAGAAGGAAAAGGAAAAGGUGAACGAGAAGCCGUUGGGCAUGGCCUUUGUCACUUUCCACAACGAGGCCAUUACAGCCAUAAUCCUUAAGGACUUCAACGUGUGCAAGUGCCAGGGCUGCAAGUGCCGUGGGGAACCCAAGGCCUCGUCCUGCAGCGAGUCCCUCCAUGUCUCCAACUGGGCAGUCUCAUAUGCGCCUGACCCUCAGAAUAUUUACUGGGAACACCUGUCCAUUCGUGGCUUCAUUUGGUGGUUCCGCUGCCUGAUCAUCAAUGUGGUGCUCUUCAUCCUGCUCUUCUUCCUCACCACUCCUGCCAUCAUCAUCACCACUAUGGACAAGUUCAAUGUCACCAAGCCUGUUGAGUACUUGAAUAAUCCCAUCAUUACCCAGUUCUUCCCCACCCUGCUGCUGUGGGCCUUUUCUGCUCUGCUUCCCACAAUUGUGUACUAUUCGGCAUUCUUUGAAGCCCACUGGACCAGGUCUGGAGAGAACAGAACAACCAUGCACAAGUGCUACACUUUCCUCAUCUUCAUGGUAUUGCUGCUGCCUUCGCUGGGCUUGAGCAGUCUGGAUGUAUUUUUCCGCUGGCUGUUUGACAAAAAGUUCCUGGCAGAGGCUGCUGUGAGAUUUGAGUGUGUGUUCUUGCCAGACAACGGGGCCUUCUUUGUGAACUACGUUAUUGCCUCUGCCUUCAUUGGGAAUGCCAUGGACUUGCUGCGCAUCCCCGGCCUCCUGAUGUACAUGAUUCGCCUCUGCCUUGCCCGCUCAGCUGCUGAACGCAAGAAUGUCAAACGGCAUCAGGCCUACGAGUUCCAGUUCGGGGCCGCUUAUGCCUGGAUGAUGUGUGUCUUCACUGUGGUAAUGACCUACAGUAUCACCUGCCCCAUCAUUGUCCCGUUUGGCCUGAUGUAUAUGCUACUGAAGCACCUGGUGGACAGGUACAACCUCUAUUACGCCUACCUGCCUGCCAAGCUGGAUAAAAAGAUCCAUUCAGGGGCUGUGAACCAGGUGGUGGCAGCACCUAUCCUCUGCCUCUUUUGGCUCCUUUUCUUCUCCACCGUGCGCACAGGGUUCCUGGCUCUCACGUCCAUGUUCACCUUCGUGGUUCUCGUCAUCACCAUCGUGAUCUGCUUGUGUCAUGUCUGCUUUGGACACUUCAAAUACCUCAGUGCUCACAAUUACAAGAUCGACCACACAGAGGUGGAUGCUGUAGAUGGGAGGGAGAACGGACGGCCCGCUGCCAGCCACCCGCCAGCUCCAAAAUCAGCUCAGAAGUACAUUGCCCAAGUGCUGCAAGAUUCUUCACCUGAGGGCGACCUGGCAGAGUCUGAAGAACAGGGGUCCCAGGACGAGGAGCUCAUCAACCCCAACGGCAUCAACGAUACAGAUUUCCAGUCGUGCGAGGACAGCCUGAUAGAAAACGAGAUCCAUCAUUAGGGGCGCUGGAAUGCAAGAGGGGGCAGGGGGAGUCCUGUGAGCUGCCGAGGCUGCUGGGCACCAGUUGUAUAUGUGUGUGUGAGAGGGAGUGAAAAGCUGUGUAUGUGUGAGAGAGGGAGCGAGACCAAGGAAGCGGAAGAGAAGGCAGCACGAGACGAGACAGGUGGCAUCCAUUGCUCCUUCCUGGCUGCUGCAUUAUUGCUCCUUCUAAGAUGGAGAGAGAGAACCUGUCCCGUUGCUCUCUCUGUAUUCUUCUUUCUCUCUCCCUCUCUCUCUCUCUCCAUCCUUUAGUAUGGAAGGAGGAUUUCUCUUACAAGCUGCCUUCCCUGAACUCCAUCUGAAACACCCUACAAACCCAAGAUGGAGCAGAGGAAAUGGCCUGCCUCUUUGCUCCAUUGUGGCCGGGAUGGGAAGCAAAAGGAAGGUGCAGCAGAAACCAGGCGAAAGAUUCUCCUCCUCCCAGGGAGCCUGUCCUCCCACAUUCCCUGCUCCCCUGUCUAGAAUCAUGAACACUAAUAAUGUAUUAGGUCUGAAAGAGAACUGAGCUUUAAUCAAGGCACUGAGUUUCCAAACAAAGAGUCGAGUGGCUUUGAACCUGGCUGGGAUCAGGGAUUCCAGCCAAGCGGAGCCGUUUUGUUU
Molecule: messenger RNA, 3312 nt
Organism: Podarcis raffonei (Aeolian wall lizard)
Lineage: Eukaryota; Metazoa; Chordata; Lepidosauria; Squamata; Lacertidae
Gene: TMEM63B
Product: transmembrane protein 63B
Exons: 24
Coding region: 178-2673 (831 amino acids)
Cellular component (GO): plasma membrane
Molecular function (GO): calcium-activated cation channel activity
Source: RefSeq, a predicted model, not a curated record